CCCCUUCCUCCUCCUCCACAGCCCUCCCUUCUUCCCACGCCCCAGUGCGCUGUGGGAUAGUGCCACUAUAAAGUAUACCCUCUCUCGGAGGAAGAUAAGAAGCCCGAGACAAGGAGGGGGAUGAAGAUGGCGGACGCGAAGCAGAAGAGGAACGAACAGUUGAAGCGGUGGCUGGGCUCGGAAACGGACCAGGAACCUCCCGUUCUCAAAAAGAAGAAGACGAAGGUGAAGUUCGAUGAUGGCGCCGUGUUUUUGGCCGCCUGCUCGAGCGGCGAUACCGAGGAGGUGCUACGUCUGCUCGGCCGAGGCGCCGACAUCAACUACGCCAAUGUGGACGGUCUCACCGCGCUCCACCAGGCYUGCAUCGACGACAACAUUGACAUGGUGACGUUCCUGGUGGAACACGGAGCCAGCAUCAACCAGCCUGACAACGAGGGCUGGAUCCCCCUCCAUGCUGCAGCUUCCUGCGGUUACCUAGACAUAGCAGAGUAUCUGAUCAGUCAGGGUGCUAAUGUCGGCGUUGUAAACAGCGAGGGUGAGACUCCUCUGGACAUUGCUGAAGAGGAGGCGAUGGAGGAGCUUCUGAAAAACGAGAUCAACCGACAAGGCUUGGACAUCGAGGCGGCCCGAAAAGAAGAGGAGCGGAUCAUGCUGAGGGACGCUCGGCAGUGGCUCAAUAGCGGCCAAAUCCAGGACACUCGGCAUGCGAAAUCCGGAGGAACGGCGCUUCACGUAGCUGCUGCGAAAGGAUACGUGGAGGUUUUAAAGCUUUUAAUCCAAGCAGGGUAUGAUGUAAAUAUUAAAGACAAUGAUGGCUGGACUCCUCUACAUGCAGCAGCACACUGGGGCAAAGAGGAGGCGUGUAGGAUACUCGUGGAGAAUCUAUGUGACAUGGACCUUGUUAAUAAAAUGGGCCAGACUGCUUUUGACGUAGCUGAUGAAGAUGUUCUGGGAUAUUUAGAAGAGCUACAAAAGAAGCAAAACCUGCUGAUGAGCGAGAAGAAAGACGUUAAGAAAUCUCCUUUGAUUGAAACGACAACCACAGGAGACAACAACCAAUCACAACAAUCUCUCAAGAGCAAAGAAACACUGCUUCUGGAGCCCGAGAAAACCACUCCACGCAUCGAGACUCUGGAGCCGGAGAAAGUGGAUGAAGAAGAGGAGGGGAAGAAGGACGAAUCGAGCUGCUCGAGUGAAGACGAGGAGGAGGAGGAGGAUUCCGAGUCCGAGACUGAAGCUGAAAAAACCAAGCCCACUCCAGCGGUGAGCAGCAGCACGACCCCCACCCCAKCCACAGUCAGCGUUUCAUCUCCAACUAGCCCAACCAACCAGGUGACCACUCCCACUUCACCAGUUAAGAAGUUUGAUUAUAUUACACCACUCAUGCCUUUGGCGGAGCCAGGSUGUCCUGCGUUGUGGCGUCAAGGUUUGCGCAAAACUGGCAUUUCUCUUGUGCCCAAAAAGCUUAUGGUCCCCCCGCCUGCUGGAAAGGUCUCGACGAAGGCGGCGGUGGUGGUGGAGGAGGAGAAGAAGGACGAGUCUCCAGCGUCGUGGCGUCUGGGUUUGAGGAAGACGGGCAGUUACGGGGCGCUCUCCGAGAUCACCGCUACYAAGGACGCGCAGAGGGAGAAGGACACCGCGGGCGUCAUGCGCUCGGCGUCGAGCCCUCGCCUGUCCUCAACUCUGGACAACAAAGAAAAGGAGAAGGAGAAGGACAAAGAAACCCGGCUCGCGUACGUGGCUCCGACCAUCCCCAGGAGACUUGCGAGCGCUUCAGAUAUAGACGAGAAGGAAAACAGGGACUCUACUGCUCUGAAACGUAGCGGCUCCUACACCCGGCGGCGCUGGGACGACGACCUGAAGAACAGCGACGGAAGCUCCCUUACCAACAGAACCCCCAGCUACCAGCGCAGCACGUCCCAUACGCUAGCGCUGGGGCGGAGCGGCAGCACGCGGGACGUGCCGGCCAAGUCUUCAUCAACCUCCAGCUUGGACCCUAACACCUAUAAUACUAAACCCUGGCAGCCACCCACCUCCCACUACCAGUCUUACAGCAUUUACCGCAGCAGCUCUUUUGGCAGAAGACACGAAGACUUGAGUUCCUCCACCACCUCCUCCUCCACCUCCACCUCCGCCUCGACAACCACCACCACCACCUCCUCGUCUGUUACCUCGCCCACAGGCCACCGCGGCCUGCUCUCCAGCCUGGGCUCCUCUUCCACUCGAACUAGCUCCACCAGUCUCACCAGCAGGUACUGGUCAGAGGAGAGUGCAGAGAAGGAGAAGGAGAGAGAGUCUGCUGCAGUCAUUCCCACUAUAAACACUGGUUCUACCAUGACCACCACAUCUACCACUACCACCAACACAGCUGUAUCUACCACUGGCACUGGCACUGGGUCAGAACGACGCAGGUCGUACCUGACGCCGGUGCGGGACGAGGAGUCGGAGUCUCAGAGGAAAGCUCGAUCCAGACAAGCUCGACAGUCGAGGAGGUCCACACAGGGUGUGACGCUAACUGACCUYCAAGAGGCUGAAAAGACGAUUGGCAGGGGUCGCACCCCAAAGACCCGCGAGGAGGAGAAGGAAGAGAAAGAGAAGCAGGACAAGGAGAAGCUAGAGGAGAAGAAGGAAACUGAGACAAAGGAGGACGAUUACCGAUCGAAGUACCGGAGUUAUGAAGAGCGCUAUCGGCCUUCAUCUUCCUACUCCUCCUCGAGCAUUUCCACAGUCAGCACUGCCUCCACGACUCCCUACUCGAGCACAGCGUUGUCCUCCAGUUCCAGCUCCCUGAACAGGCCCAACAGCCUGACGGGGAUCACCUCCUCCUACAGCCGCUCCUCUCGAGAUACAGAAAAAGAAACGGACAAAAAGGAGGAGGAGAAGGAGGGCGAGGACAAGUCUCAGCCUCGCUCCAUACGGGAUCGCAGGCGGCCCCGCGAGAAGAGGCGUCCCACCGGGGUGCCGGUCAGGACUACAGAUGGUGAUGAAAAUGACCCUGAUCAGCAGUCUGACACAGAGGAGGGCAGCACUAAAGGAGAGCCACAAAGUGACAGAUUGUCCAGGAAUGAGAGCACUUCCUCUUUAGAUCACAACGACGCUCUAUUUAGCCGUAGUUAUGGUGAGAGUCGAAGGCCGUACUCGAGCCGACUGGACAGAGACGACACCACUGACUACAAGAAGCUCUACGAGCAGAUCUUAGCCGAAAACGAGAAAUUGAAGGCCCAGUUACGUGACACAGACAAGGAGCUGGCAGACUUGAAGCUACAACUAGAGAAGGCCACACAGGAAAAAAGAGCUCUAGAAAGGAAAAUUUCUGAGAUGGAGGAGGAACUAAAGAACCUCCCCCAGGUAAAGCAGGUUCAGGCCCUGCGGCAAGUCAAGGAGCGGCUGCAGGCUGAGAAUCGGGCCCUGGCCCGCGUGGUGGCGAAGCUCUCGCAGUCGGCCUGCAGCCAGCUGCCCGCCGUUGACCUCUAAGCCACGUCCUGUCUGUCCACCGCCAUCUUUUCUUCUUUCUUCACUCCUUCCCCCCGCCCUCUCUUUACCCAACCACACUCUUCUCAUGCUUCAUUUGUGCCCCGCACCUAUAGACAGGCAGGUGUUCAGCCGUCCAACUUUGACUGGUUUCUGUCUUUUGCCUCCCCAGAGCUUUUUGGUUUUUCCAGAUUGGGGAGAGUGUUUUUAUUAUUAUUUUUUACAACAGGACACUCUCCUUUUACAGUACACCACAGUCUGUAUAAAAAUAUAUCCUUAAACAUGUCACAGAUUAAUAAAAAUCCAGUCAAAACUGUAAAGGAAAGUGUCCUUUUUGUUAGGGAGCUCAGUAGUUUGGUUUGGCUUGUUCAGGCAUCUUUGCAUGAAGUGGCUCCUUUUUCUUUUGCCCCAAAUUAUAGGAACCUUUUUACCACAACAGGAACCAAUCUUCAGGUGCAUGUGUUGCAUAUUUUGGGUUUGCCCUCUCUCUGGACAGUAUUAAAAUG
This is a messenger RNA of Austrofundulus limnaeus, 3977 nucleotides long. RefSeq names its product protein phosphatase 1, regulatory subunit 12A (gene ppp1r12a). Gene Ontology annotation, cellular component: cytoplasm; Z disc; A band. Gene Ontology annotation, biological process: signal transduction. NCBI's taxonomy places the organism in Eukaryota, Metazoa, Chordata, Actinopteri, Cyprinodontiformes, Rivulidae. The record is from RefSeq and is a predicted model, not a curated record. Gene Ontology annotation, molecular function: enzyme inhibitor activity; protein kinase binding; phosphatase regulator activity.